UGACGCGACGACGCGUCGAAUGUCAGACGCACGCUUCAAGAUAUAUCGCUGACAAAUAAGGAUUUAACUUCAGAAUUAAAAAUAAAUAAGUGGUAUAGUCGUAAAAACUUUCAUUUUGGUGUUCUAAGAGUUGUCUCAAAAGUACAUAAGUUACUCCAGGAUCGACUUGUCAGUACAUGAAUCAUAGAACAGCGAUUCAAAUACAGUCGAGCCUGUCAGCAAACGACACCAGGGCUGCUGGAACUGGCCCGCACUCUGCGCAACAGGGAUGUGCACCGCCUGCGCAUUGGUUGCAUUGAAGCAACCCACACGCGCCUCGGCGAACAUACCUGAAGCACUGCAGCAUCAGGGCAGUCCCAUCGACAUCCUGAAUGCAUUAUAUUGUACACGUACGGCGCUAUACUGUUUUUGAUGAAGUUGGCGCCAAAAUGAAACUGUCGCUGGUCGUACUCGGCUUGUGCCUGGCGGUCUCGGCCGAAGUGUCCCCGAUCUGGGAGGACUAUCACCUGGAAGCCGGCAUCCCCGAGGCGGCGCGCAUCAAGGCGGCCGAGGAGUCCAUGGACUUCGACGGCGCGAGGAUCAUCGGCGGCACCCACUCUACCGUCGGACAGCAUCCUCACUUGGGUGGCUUGGUGAUCCAACUGUCAGGUAACAGACAGUCGGUCUGCGGCUCGUCUCUCAUUUCCCAUACCCGGAUCGUGACGGCGGCGCACUGCUGGCGGCACGGCACCACCCAGGCGACCCAGUUCACCGUAGUGCUGGGCUCGGUACGGCUGUUCACCGGCGGCCAGCGCAUCGUCACCAGAAACAUCCACGUGCACGCGCAGUACAACAUGAACAACCUCAACAACGACAUCGCCGUCUGCAACAUCAACCGCGUCAACUUAGUCAAUGGCGUCAACACCAUCAACCUCGCUUCCGGCAACAACAACUUCGCCGGCACCUGGGUGACCGCCUCCGGCUUCGGCAGGACCAGCGACAACGCCAACAUCGGCCAGAACCAAGUCCUCAGCCACGUGAGCAUGCAGGUCAUCACCAACCAGGCGUGCGCCAACGUGUACGGCAACAGCGUGGUCAUCGCGUCCGUCAUCUGCACCGGCACCAACGGCGGCCGCCAGAGCGUCUGCCACGGCGACUCCGGCGGCCCGCUGGACGUCGGCAGCGGCGCCGGCCGGCAGCUGAUUGGAGUGACGUCAUUCGUGCACCGCGCCGGCUGCCAGAGCGGGAACCCCUCAGGCUUCAUGAGGGUGACCUCCUUCAACGCUUGGAUCCGGCAGCGAAUGUGAACACCUCAACCGCCUACCUGACGGUCGCUUAAACGUUUUCAGGAACCGAACGAUAAUCUCUGUACUUAUGAACGUGGCUUUCUCUAUGGAUUGAUAAUAUCUGACAAACGAGUAAACUCCAGCAGAAUUAAUGGAUCGUAAUAUUAUGAAAUAGAUAUCUGAGAAGAGGACGACAGACUCAAAGACAUCUAAAUGUUCCGCCUAAUUUUGCAGGUGUUAAAGCUUUUACUCAUAAUUAUAUUUAUUUAUUUUUCA
Messenger RNA from Bicyclus anynana (squinting bush brown), 1541 nucleotides. Its product is annotated as collagenase-like. Gene Ontology annotation, molecular function: serine-type endopeptidase activity. The coding region runs from base 372 to 1286 and encodes 304 amino acids. The transcript is spliced from 7 exons. Gene Ontology annotation, biological process: proteolysis. Lineage: Eukaryota; Metazoa; Arthropoda; Insecta; Lepidoptera; Nymphalidae. The record is from RefSeq and is a predicted model, not a curated record.